GGGCGGGGCGGGAGGGCCGCCGGCCUGGCCAUGCCGGGUGGAGGGUGAGGAGAUUAAUGGCUCCGCGCGCAGGCGCUGCCCUCUGAACUGGAACGGAAAAUAACUUCCGGCUGCAGUCAGUCGGUCGGUUGCCGGCGACUUGACGCUUGAAAGACUAGCGGAAUCCCUGAACUACCUGUCUUUUACUCCAUCCUUUAUAGUAAUGCUACAGGACGAAGAGGAAUGGAUAAAAACAUUGGUGAGCAACUCAAUAAAGCAUAUGAAGCCUUCCGACAGGCAUGCAUGGAUAGAGAUUCUGCAGUAAAAGAACUACAGCAAAAGACUGAGAACUAUGAGCAGAGAAUACGUGAGCAACAGGAACAGCUGUCACUUCAACAAACAAUUAUUGACAAGCUAAAAUCACAGUUACUUCUUGUGAAUUCUAGUCGAGAUAAUAGUUAUGACUAUGUUCCCCUGCUUGAAGACAGUGAAGCAAGGAAGAAUAAUUUGACUCUUGACCAGCCACAUGAUAAAGUGAAAUCAGGAAUACCAAGAGAAAAACAAUCAAAGGUAAGAAGACAAGAGGUUUCUUCUCCUAGAAAAGAAACUUCACCAGGGAGUCUUGGCGUUCCUUUACUCCAUGAAAGGGGUAAUAUAGAGAAGACCUUCUGGGAUCUGAAGGAAGAAUUUCAUAGAAUAUGCAUGCUAGCGAAAGCACAGAAAGACCACUUAAGCAAACUUCAUAUACCAGACACUGCAACUGCAUUCAUUACACAAGUUUGGCAUUUCUAA
Molecule: messenger RNA, 771 nt
Organism: Propithecus coquereli (Coquerel's sifaka)
Lineage: Eukaryota; Metazoa; Chordata; Mammalia; Primates; Indriidae
Product: TRAF family member-associated NF-kappa-B activator-like
Exons: 7
Coding region: 223-771 (182 amino acids)
Biological process (GO): canonical NF-kappaB signal transduction
Source: RefSeq, a predicted model, not a curated record